Endocarpon pusillum Z07020 is the source of this 3201-nucleotide messenger RNA. RefSeq lists its product as uncharacterized. Gene Ontology annotation, biological process: microtubule cytoskeleton organization; intracellular signal transduction; protein phosphorylation. Bases 1 to 3201 code for a protein of 1066 amino acids. The record is from RefSeq and is a predicted model, not a curated record. Gene Ontology annotation, cellular component: cytoplasm. The transcript has 3 exons. Lineage: Eukaryota; Fungi; Ascomycota; Eurotiomycetes; Verrucariales; Verrucariaceae. Gene Ontology annotation, molecular function: tau-protein kinase activity; ATP binding; protein serine/threonine kinase activity.
AUGGCGACCGCGACAUCGUCAGCGGCACCGACGGUGGUCCGCAGCUCGUCAACUCGUGCCUCUGGUGGAAAUACGGACAUCCCGAACAGACAUCGAUCAACUGCCCCUAGACCAACAUCAUCCUCGCACCGAUCAUCCUCCCGUUCCCACACGCAUGACCCUCCACCAAUUUCGAAUCAGGCAGCUCCCGCCAACGUUACUAGAAGGGAUCACGAGACUGCCAAUGUGGCCCGGCGGCCAUCCUCAAGGCGAAGUUCUUCCAGAGAUGGUGGCUUCGAUGGUGGCCAGCAAUACCGCCCAGAAUCAACACGAACUCACCAUCGCGAGCGAUCGCGUCCGGGCUCGUCACGAAAUAGUACAGAUAUAUCUAGAGGAAGUACAGUGGUCGCGAAUGGGAGUUCGGUCCCAAGCCAGGCUCCAGCAUCUUCCGUCACCUCAGAGAGACCUGCAAGCUCUACUCAUCCUUCAAUGGGGAGACGAAGAACUUCCAUCACCACAACCACUGGGACAUGGUCGCUAGGCAAGACUAUUGGUCAAGGCAGCAUGGGCAAAGUGAAGCUGGCAAAGAACACGGAAUCUGGUGAACAGGUCGCAAUAAAGAUAGUGCCUCGACAAGCCACAGAUGAGCAUGGCAAUCCCAAAGACGAAAGAGCGGACCGUUCCAAAGAAAUUCGUACGGCAAGAGAGGCAGCCAUGGUUACUCUACUCGACCAUCCGUUCAUCUGUGGCAUGCGCGAUGUGCAAAGGACGAAUUAUCAUUGGUAUAUGCUCUUCGAAUAUGUUAAUGGCGGGCAAAUGCUUGACUACAUCAUCUCUCAUGGACGACUAAAGGAAAAACAAGCGCGGAAAUUCGGUCGCCAAAUUGCCAGCGCGCUCGAUUACUGCCACAGAAAUAGUAUCGUCCAUAGGGACCUGAAAAUUGAGAACAUUCUCAUCAGCAAGACUGGAGACAUCAAAAUCAUCGACUUCGGCUUAAGCAACCUCUUCUCCCCAAAAUCCCUUCUGAAGACGUUUUGCGGGAGUUUGUAUUUUGCCGCACCAGAAUUGCUGCAGGCAAGACAGUAUACAGGUCCAGAGGUUGAUGUUUGGAGUUUUGGGAUUGUUUUGUAUGUUUUGGUGUGCGGCAAAGUUCCCUUCGACGACCAGAGCAUGCCUCAGUUGCAUGCAAAGAUCAAGAGAGGUAUCGUUGAAUAUCCACAGUGGCUCUCACAUGACUGCAAGUCUAUCAUAGCACGCAUGCUGGUUGUGGAUCCAAAAGAUCGAGCCACGCUGCAAGAGAUCAUGAACCAUCCUUGGAUGACCAAAGGCUACAACUCACCACCAGAAAGCUAUUUACCACCACGAGAGCCGCUGCAGUUGCCGCUCGAUCCUCAAGUGAUAGAGAAGAUGACGGGCUUUGACUUUGGUUCCACACAGUACAUCAGUGAGCAGCUGACACAAAUAAUUGAAUCAGAAGACUAUCAGGCCGCGGUUCGAAAAUAUACCAGGGAAGACGGUGGUCUCUCUGCUGCUGGUGAGAAGAAGCGUGGCGUUUUUGACUUCUACAAGAGGCGGAACUCAGUCAGCCGCGAAGGCCUGUCGGCACCAUCUGCCGAAGCAAUGCGAGGAGGCGAUCCCACCAACGCCUACAGUCCAUUGAUAUCAAUCUACUACCUUGCAAGAGAAAAAAGGGACCGUGAACGAAGCGAAGCGAAUCCCGGUGCUCUUGCAAUGCCAACGUCACCAGGAGAAAGGCCUCUCGCUAUGCCGGACCUCCCACCUCCAGAGGCUGCGCAUACGAAUCAGCACGCAUAUGAAAUGCCUGGUGAAAAGGCUACAGGUGGCAGAGCUCGUCCCAGAGCUCGAACCCAUGGCGAUGAUGAAGUAAGCCAGGAUAUGGAGAAAUUGGACGUUGUUGGAAAGCGUGGACCAUCGACCCCAUCACGAGCCACACCUCCGGUCGAACCACCUGUGAAGAAGGAGGGCACAGCCAUGGGACUGCUACGUCGGUUCAGCACGCGAAGAACUAAGGAUAGGACGACUGAGCGCCAGACCGCUCCUUCAGUUAGUGUUCAACCUCCACCAGAACUGGCUCCUCCACCUCGAAAAUCCUUCUCUGUUCGCCGGUCGCGGAAAAGGGAUCCAUCUCCAACCAACAUACAUCCAGGAGGGAGCCAGCCGCAGCAGGAGGGCUUGCUACGCGCGUCUGAUGCCAACGCUGGAAGCUCGCGUAGCAGCCGAUUUCUUGGCCGAUCGACAAGUGUUAAUUCUGCAGAAUACCGGGCCCCUCGCUUCCAGACUAGGGGUGUCUCCGAAAGGAUGGAUUCACCAAAGCUUGCACCAGAGCCACCACCGACAAGCGGCUCAGAUCACUCAAGCAUUAGCGGUCAGAAGAAUGUGAAGGGGAAUUUGACCGAAACAAUUGCCGAUAAUGCCACCCCACUCGCUAUGCCCAGGUCGCCCUCGUCUUCCAGACCGAAGUCGUUGGGGCACGCUAGAAGGGAAAGCAUUCAAGCGCGGAGACAGAGGCGAGAAGAAGCAAGAGAUAGAGAAGGUAAUCUUCCAGAGGAAACAGAUGCCGAAAUGCGAGAUGAGGCAGCAGCACCGCCAGACACUCCUGGUGCCGAAGAAGCAAGCAAAGUCUACCUCAAAGGACUGUUCUCAGUGUCGACUACAAGCAACAAAACAGUGCCCUUUAUCCGCCAAGACAUCAUCAGAGUCUUGAAGCAACUUGGGGUUGAAUACACAGAAAUCAAGGGGGGCUUCUCCUGUCGGCAUGCACCAAGCAUCAACUUGGAUCGAGUCAAAGAUCUUGGCUCUCCAUUAGAUGAGGAGAGAACCGGUCGCGUACUCUCUGGGCACCCACGGCGAAUAUCAUUCGGUGGAUUCCGCAAGGAUCGGGAUGAGAUCAGGGAGGAGAAAAUGGCCAGGCAAUUCUCUCGUCGUGGACCUGCAGAUAGGAGUUUCAUCACCAAUUCUGAAGGGUCGGACGAGUACGUCCGGCCACCCCGUGACAGCAAAACCGACGAAACCAGGGACAUGGCGGCGACAACAACGCGGGUGCAAUCAGACACGGGAGAGUACUUGGUGCUGAAGUUCGACAUCUUCAUUGUCAAGCUUCCACUGUUCAGCCUCCACGGCAUUCAGUUCAAGAAGGUACAGGGUGGGAUGAACCAGUACAAGCAUAUGGCUACCAAGAUUCUUGCCUCGUUGCGACUAUGA